Brienomyrus brachyistius is the source of this 1864-nucleotide messenger RNA. RefSeq names its product solute carrier family 31 member 2 (gene slc31a2). The record is from RefSeq and is a predicted model, not a curated record. NCBI's taxonomy places the organism in Eukaryota, Metazoa, Chordata, Actinopteri, Osteoglossiformes, Mormyridae. Gene Ontology annotation, cellular component: membrane. The transcript has 4 exons. Bases 209 to 664 code for a protein of 151 amino acids. Gene Ontology annotation, biological process: copper ion transmembrane transport. Gene Ontology annotation, molecular function: copper ion transmembrane transporter activity.
GUCAUGUGAUAACGGUUUUCGCCCCUGUAUCUGGGAACGUCGUUCUGAAACGUUAACCGUGCUGCUAAAGGAUUUGUCCGCUGUCCGAGUAGACAGCGGUUUAUUACGGCUGUCCCGUGUGAGCCGAUAGUAGAGGCACCGUUGGGUCUGGGGUACAUCGAAACGCCGAACGUUACACUGAAGAGUUUAUCUGUACAUAGCGUGAAACAUGAACAUGUCUAUGCAUUUUGUGGACUCAAGUAGCGUCACACUGCUUUUCAAGUUCUGGGACGUGCGUGGACCUGCUGGCAUGGUCCUGUCCGUCUUCGUGGUGCUCCUGCUGACCGUGUUCUACGAGCUGCUCAAAGUGCUGAAGGUCUGGCUGGGGGAGCAGGCAGCUCCCACUCCAUCACUGCGGCACCCCCCGGAGGCCCUGGGCAGCAGCGAUGCCCUGGCAAGCAGCCCGUCUGAAUCCUCUCUGGGCAGCACAGUGCAGGAGAAACCUGCCAAAAAAAAGUGGCUACAGCACAGCCUGCAGACUGCCAUCCAUGUUAUCCACGUCACUCUGGGCUACAUGCUGAUGCUGUGCGUCAUGUCCUACAACGUGUGGAUCUUCUUGGGAGUCAUCGCCGGCUCUAUUAUUGGCUACUUCGUGGCGUUCCCUCUGUUUUCCCGAUGUUCAUAAAGGAGUAGGAUACUGCAGGGAUUUUUCGCACUAAACGUUUCGAGAGGCCGGAGAAGGUGGUGUUUUCAUUCUGGUCACCAGAGCAGCUGCCUGCUGGCGAUCAACUGACCUGCACUUUUAACAGAAGCCGAUUCAUGUGUGGCGAAAUAACCCUCCAACUUCCUGUGGCCAGUUUUCUGCGUGUGCGGUCUCCUGUCUGACAUUACAGUGAUGGGCAAAUGGUGGUUUUGAGUGAAGCUUUCUUUCCUUAUUCUGUAAUGUCGGGUUUACAUUCAAAUGGCGAUAUUCAAAAGAUCAAACCAGGUCAGAAACCAACAACGGCAGGCGAUUGGUCAGCCACGGCAUAUCUUUUUACAGUGAAAGUUUGUGAUUGGUGGGGACGUCUGUAGGCGUUCGUCACGUUACGUGUCAGGUCUUUGGCUGUAGCUCAGAAGCGUAAUAUAGCCAAGGUCAGAGGGUGCAACACGGACGUAGUGUGUGUGCAUGAGAGACAACUUCAAUUAGCAGUCUCCACUUCUGUGCCUUGCUAGCUAGAAUGCUAACUCCUCCCACUGCUUACAAUCAUUUCAGGAAAACACAGACUGUUAACCAUACUGUGCAGAAGAACGGAUUGCAAGUUGGUGUGAAACUCAGAUACGUGGACAGCCUUGACAGGAACCUCCCUCAAUGGCUCCUUCACCCCUAAAUGUUGAAAAUUCAGUGUCUGCUGCUAGUUAUCAGGUGGUUGUUUAAUCAAUUUAUGCCAAUUAGUUUUUAAUAAUUGGACCAGGGGGGUGUUUUAUGUGAACUAAUUAUAACAUUUUAAUAUCAAUCUCUAAAAAUGGGUUUGGAAGUGAUUUUAUUAGACUUUAAAGAUCUUGCACCAGCCUACAAAGUGUGUGUGUGUGUGUGUGUGUGUGUGGGGGGGGCUGCUUCUGCCCCAAUGACCAAUAUGGUUCUGCUAGUCACUUUUGUAAAUGUGGUUCUGUUGCUGCUCAGCUGACUGAGGAGUUCUCUGCCUGCUGUCCUUCCAACAAAGGAUGUCGCAGGCGUCCUGCUCUCUGCAGACCUUCCAUUGUUAGAAACUUUUCAACAUUGUUACCCGUCCAGCAAAGCAUAUUACAAAACUGCUAAAGAUGACACCCUGCAGAUUGUGUGGUUAUAUUUGACAUCCAAUAAACUAAAAAGAUCUAAUUUUUGGGGUUUAUACAAACAUAGAAA